AUGGGCAUGAAUCAUAUCGCAACUUGCAUUCCUAACAGACACACUAGGAUCAAGGGCAUUCGCGCCCGAUUGUAUCCUGCCAACAGUGUGUCUCCCAAAGCCAUUAAAGCGCAGUUCAGAGAAGACGCUCGACAGCCAUCCAUCGACCGCUUUGUCUUCGCCGGGGAUCUCCUUUCAGAGCCCCGAAUUCAGCCCUACAUACACGACAUUGCGUUGACCGUUCGUUACUGUGGAAAGUCGUUCACAUUCUUGGUAUUCUUCAAGAGGCACAAGUUGCUUCCGCCGAACCAAUCCAUCCAGAACUUGCAAGGAGGACACAUGCGCGGCGAUGUCCUUGUCGUUGCUUGUGGCAAACGGGUCCCGAUUAGAAACUUGCGCAGUGGAUUAGAAGAUCGAGCAGCAGACAGAGCCAUUAAGAGGCUUACGGAAGCUUUGAAUCCAAUCGAGACCCGGCGUCGGUUCCCUUCUACGAUAUCCUUCACAUAG
Lentinula edodes (shiitake mushroom) is the source of this 486-nucleotide messenger RNA. RefSeq lists its product as uncharacterized. The record is from RefSeq and is a predicted model, not a curated record. Lineage: Eukaryota; Fungi; Basidiomycota; Agaricomycetes; Agaricales; Omphalotaceae. The transcript is spliced from 3 exons. Bases 1 to 486 code for a protein of 161 amino acids.